Messenger RNA from Didymella exigua CBS 183.55, 2196 nucleotides. RefSeq lists its product as uncharacterized. Gene Ontology annotation, molecular function: RNA polymerase II cis-regulatory region sequence-specific DNA binding; DNA-binding transcription factor activity, RNA polymerase II-specific; zinc ion binding. The record is from RefSeq and is a predicted model, not a curated record. The coding region runs from base 1 to 2196 and encodes 731 amino acids. Lineage: Eukaryota; Fungi; Ascomycota; Dothideomycetes; Pleosporales; Didymellaceae. Gene Ontology annotation, biological process: positive regulation of transcription from RNA polymerase II promoter by galactose; DNA-templated transcription. The transcript has 5 exons. Gene Ontology annotation, cellular component: nucleus.
AUGCCUCGCCGGCCAGUGAAGCCACAAGAUCGUCAACGGGUUGUCAGGGCAUGCGAUCAAUGCAAGUCAUCCAAAAAGCGUUGCGAUGGCAGUCAGCCCUGCUCCGCGUGUCAGAAGAAAGGAUACGAUGGGUUCUGUCAUUAUACUGCUGGUCGGCGACACCACCCAUUGCCGCAACCCCCGUCUGCACUUUCGCAGCUAGUUCUAGCACAGGAUGUGCCCAUAGUAUUCGAAGGAAGCAGGGCCAGCGAGGCCAUACUUUCUCCUGACUCAUGGGAUUUACAAGGCUCUACAACCUUGUUAGGGGGAAAUUCAGGACCCAGCUUUGUCAACUUGAUGCAAGGGCGCACGUCUGAGGAAAGCACACGCACCGCCGAUACGCGAGGCUCGUCAAUGGAAGCCACGGCUCAACCGUCUGUCAUGCUGUCGAGUGUCAGUGGGGAGAAAGUAUUCGUGGGCAACACGGCGGCUAUAUCAUUCUUGCAGUUUCUUCAGAAGACAUUGGAACGCCAUGUUGGCCCUUCUGGUUUCACGGAUGCUCAAGAAAGUCGAAAGCUGUUUGAAGCAGAUGCUGUCAACAAUGGAUCAAGCCGCUUCUAUGAUGGGCUUUCUGUCGAAGACAAGAAGGCGUACAUACAGUACUUCUUCGACGCCUCAAAAGGUCUCCUCGACUUGUACACUUGGGAGGAAGUAUGUCACAUGUUGUAUACAGAGACACACCAAAAUACUCGCGAUGCAUCUCCCACCUCACAUAUCUCAACAGGGUUCGAAUCAGCCGCACUCUAUCUUAUGGUCGCAAUUGGCGCUCAGUGUUACGGGCCGACCAAAGAUGCUGCGGUCUGGGCGGCUGAACUGUUCUCUUUUGCGCGCAAAUUGGCCUUCGCACAAAUGCUAGAGAGCCCAUGCUUGGACCUUGUCAGAGUGUUUCUCCUCAUGGCAUUUUACAUGUUUGGAGCUUGUCGGCGCAAUUCGGCCUUCAUGUAUCUUGGCAUUGCCUCUAAAUCUGCCGACAUAUUAGGCUUGCACAUGUCUGCUCAACAGAAGCAUACUGCUGCUUCGACUCGAAAUGCAAGACUUCGAGCGGCCAAAAGCAUACGCGUAUUCGACGUUGUGUGCAAUUCUAUACUUGGGCGGUCAAGUAGUACCCCAUCGCUCAGGCCGGGUCAAUCUAGCUACGUUAGUGACAGGUCUGAAGAUGCAGCUGACAUUGUGUACCGAGCUCUGGCACUUGGUGCUACAUACGAGAUAACAUCAGUCCUCGAUACCGCUGUCAAAAAGUCCGCCGAAGGUGAGCUCGAUGUAGACACGGCUGAACGCCUUGUCCUGGCUCUGCAACAAAAGACUCGGGAUUUUCCUUCCAUACUGCGAAGGUCGAGUGAAAAGGCUCCGACCGGUAUCAGACAUAUCAUCAUUGGUAACAUGCACGUUUCCGGCGCGUAUUACUUUAGUGUGAUCUUGAUCACACGACAAUUUCUUAUAAAACACAUAGUACCUCAGCUUUCAGACGCGAACAGGUCACCGCAGCAUCACGAUGUGGCCGGAAGAUCGAAGGUUGAUCAAUUAGCCGAUGCUUGCAUCGAAGCAGCCACGUUCAUGGCGCGCAUGUGUCACCGGGUCAUGAAAUCUGGCCACCUACUCGGCAAUAUGUGUAUACUCAAAGCUUGGAUGUUUGCUACGGGCCUGGUAUUGGGCUUUUCGCUCCUUACUGAAGACAUGACGCAUACCUCGGGACGACAGGCAGCUUUUCUUAAAUCGCUUAAUGUAAUGGGCGAACUCAGACAUCUCAGUCCUCAAGCAGAGCAGUACUACGGGAUUUUGUCGAGUUUUCACCAAGCUAUAAAUGCUUACAAGGAGCGUGCCCAGCGCAAAAAACGUGCUUCCCGAGGCACGCUGGUAGACUGUGUGUUCUUGCCGGGAGGGGCAGAUGACCGUAGUGGAUCUGAGGCGGCUAUUGCAACACAAUUGCCAAGUCCGGAUAUGACUAUGCAGGACAUUUCGUCUGUAGAAUGGCUUGACAGCCUUCCGCUAGAUGGACUGAACGAUAUAGAACCAGUCAAUCUUACAUUGAUGGGGGACAACGAUAUCAUCAUGCGCAUGCUUUGGGAGUCGGAACAGUACGCGAUGGACUAUCCCGCUGGCAUGCUGCCUGAUGCAGAACAUACUGCUACACAGAACACGGGUGCUCUGCUAACCUGA